CUUUUAACGACGAUCGCCCAGGUCAAACCUCGUUCGUCUCCCGCCAUCUGUGACUGACUAACAAGUAGGCCAGGAGAGCAUGUAUGUAGCAUCACGGUGGCAGCCAUGAUGUGGAUCUCAAUCUCUCCAGCCAGUCAAUCUCGCCAGAACCUGAUGGUUCUAUCAUUAUUGCUCUUUUUCGUCCAUUUCACAGUUCAGCAAAGGGAUCCCAUAUCGAAUUUCUGCCGAAGAUGGGGUCAUCACAGUGCUGUUGUAGAUGAAAAGCUUUACAUCGGCGGAGGAUUGGUCACCUAUGAUGGCAGCUCGGGAACACCACCGAACGUCUCGAAUCCCUACUUUCUCUACCAUGAUUUGAGAACUGCCGCCGGUACAGGCAUGCCUCAGCCAUAUGCGAAUUUGAGUAAGAACUCGACGAUACCAGACGUCAGUGGUGGGAUAUUCUGGCCCGAUACUAUCAACAAGAAGAUCUAUCUCUUUGGCGGCGAAUACAACGAUGUGACGCCUUGGGACUUUGAUCUAUAUGCCUACGAUAUCAUCAACGACGAAUGGGACAACCUCGGAGUUUCCAGGACCGACAACAUCGUUGGACUUAGUUACGGAGCCGGCGUCUCCAUUCCGGACCGUGGAGAGGCUUACUAUUACGGCGGAUGGAUGAACAACGCGACAGUCGCCGAUUGGGGUGAUGCUCCCCAGGUACCCACGUCGUACCUUGUACGAUACGAGAUGGAUACGAACAGCUGGUCCAACGACACUGGCCCUGAUGAUAUAGGUCGUGCAGAAGGUGUCAUGGUCCACAUACCCGCCGGAGAUGGCGGAAUGCUUGUCUACCUUGGAGGAAUUCGUGCCACUGAUGAUGGUGGUUGGGAAGGUCAACCGAUGGAACAGAUUAUCUUAUAUGAUGUUCUAAGUGGCAAGAGUUAUUUCCAGAAUGCAACAGGCGAUGUUCCGGAACCACGUCGACGAUUUUGCGCCGGCGCUACGUGGGUGGAGGACCAGUCUUCCUACAAUAUUGAUAUUCUAGUUACCUAUACGGAGGCGCUGGCCAAGAGGAAGGAAGCGCUGGAUUUGACGACAUUUACAUUCUAA
Molecule: messenger RNA, 1086 nt
Organism: Fusarium graminearum PH-1
Lineage: Eukaryota; Fungi; Ascomycota; Sordariomycetes; Hypocreales; Nectriaceae
Exons: 3
Coding region: 106-1086 (326 amino acids)
Molecular function (GO): protein binding
Source: RefSeq, a predicted model, not a curated record